Fusarium graminearum PH-1 is the source of this 854-nucleotide messenger RNA. RefSeq names its product import inner membrane translocase subunit TIM16. The record is from RefSeq and is a predicted model, not a curated record. The transcript is spliced from 2 exons. Gene Ontology annotation, cellular component: TIM23 mitochondrial import inner membrane translocase complex. Gene Ontology annotation, biological process: protein import into mitochondrial matrix. Lineage: Eukaryota; Fungi; Ascomycota; Sordariomycetes; Hypocreales; Nectriaceae. The coding region runs from base 118 to 534 and encodes 138 amino acids.
CCUCCUCGUUGCGAACGAGGGCCACUUACACUAUUUCAACGUCGCUUCCUAGCGAUAACUCCACCCUUGACCCUUCCGACACUCGAUUUCUCUUCUCAUCGCCAUAAUCAUCUCACAAUGGCGCACAAAUUCGUCGUCACAGCCUUCUUGACAGGCUCCCGAAUCCUCGGUCGAUCCUUCGUCGCCGCUUACAAGCAAGCUCAGGCUGCCUCCGCCUACCAGCGCGCCCAGGUCAAGGCUGGCAACACCACAGGCGGUGCUUCUCUCUCCUCAGGCAUGACCCUCGACGAGGCAUGCAAGAUCCUCAACGUCAAGCCCCCUGCCGGCGGACAAGCCAACGUCGAGGAAGUGCUGAGCCGCUACAAGCGCCUAUUCGACGCCAACGAUCCUCAAAAGGGUGGCAGUUUCUACCUCCAGAGCAAGAUUGUGAGAGCAAAGGAACGAUUCGAGCGAGAGAUUGGUCCUUUACGGGAGAAAAUGGAGGCCGAGGCCGAGAUCAAAGAAGGCUUCAAGCCCAAGGUUUACAAGGACUAGUCUGACAUUCCCUUAUUUGUUUGGGUAGUGAACGAUUGGAGGUGGUGGAAAAAAAAGCGGCACACCACACUUGUACGAUUUGGCCUGGAGUACGACAAAGACACAAAAAGGGGCCUCGUAACGGGAGUUUUGAGGGGGGUUUUGGAGAAGGAGGGAGUUUCUCCUAUAUACAUGUACAUCUUCACUCGACUGCGGCAUGGCACGGCGUUUAUUGGGUUAUCGGUGGCGUGAUGAGCCGCUCGAGGUUGGUUCUUAGACGAAGAAAAAAAGACGACCUAUGUUAUCUUAUGUUUAAUACAACUGUACGAUAUUGAACGGAG